This is a messenger RNA of Chironomus riparius, 1162 nucleotides long. Lineage: Eukaryota; Metazoa; Arthropoda; Insecta; Diptera; Chironomidae. The record is from the annotation of a GenBank genome assembly.
GGCAUCUAUAGCAUACGUUAGUGAUCAGAGUACAAGCAUACAAAAAUAAGCAAAAAAAAUAAUGGAAAACGGUCAGACUGAAAGCGAUCCUAAGGAUCUAUUGUUCGAGAAGCAUGUUAAUUAUGUAACAAAUCAUGGAAACGAUAAAAAUGACUUUGAAUACACGAUGACAGAGUUUUUACGGAUGAGUGGAAUCUAUUGGGGAACAACCUGUUUAGAUAUAAUGGGUGAAUUAGACAAGCUUGAUAAAUUAUCGAUUAUUGGAUUCAUUAAAAAGUGUCAAUGUAUAAAAAGUGGUGGAAUCUCUGCUUGUGAAGAACAUGAUCCACAUCUUCUCUAUACACUUAGUGCUAUUCAAAUUCUAUGUACAUAUAAUGCAUUAGAUGAAAUUGAUGUAGCUAGUGUUGGAAAGUAUGUCCAAUCGCUUCAGCAGCCUGACGGAUCUUUCUUUGGUGAUAAGUGGGGUGAAAUUGAUACACGAUUUUCAUUCUGUGCUGUAGCAAUAUUAGCUUUAACUAAUCAAAUGGAUCUAAUUGAUGUUGACAAAGCUGUUGAAUUUGUAUUAUCUUGUGGAAAUGUUGAUGGUGGUUUUGGAAGUAAACCAAAUGCUGAGAGUCAUGCUGGCUUGAUUUAUUGUUGUGUUGGAUUCCUAUCGAUAACACAUAAUUUGCAUAGAUUAGAAACGGAAAAGCUAGCAUGGUGGUUAUGUGAAAGACAAUUAAAAUCGGGUGGAUUGAAUGGACGACCUGAAAAGCUACCGGAUGUCUGUUAUUCUUGGUGGGUGCUGUCUUCUUUAACAAUCAUGGGACGAUCCCAUUGGAUAAGUGGAGAGAAAUUAAAAGAAUUUAUUCUUUCGUGCCAAGAUACUGAAACAGGAGGAUUUAGUGAUCGUCCAGGAAAUCUACCAGACAUCUUCCACACACUCUUUGGAAUCGGUGCAUUGUCAUUAUUAGGAUAUCCAAAUUUAAAGAAAAUCAACCCAACAUUCUGUAUGCCUGAAGAGAUUGUAGAAAAAUUAUAUAAAGUUCAAAUUAUGGAUUCUUGAAGAACUUUAAGCAAGAUAAUUUAUUAAAGCUUUUAAAUACACGUACCACAAAGCUAAGAAACAAAAACCAUUUUAAUUUAAUUAAUUUAAAUGACAGCAUGUUAGCAAAAAAAUAAA